Messenger RNA from Rhincodon typus (whale shark), 706 nucleotides. RefSeq names its product WW domain-binding protein 2-like. Bases 66 to 551 code for a protein of 161 amino acids. Gene Ontology annotation, molecular function: transcription coactivator activity; chromatin DNA binding. The record is from RefSeq and is a predicted model, not a curated record. Lineage: Eukaryota; Metazoa; Chordata; Chondrichthyes; Orectolobiformes; Rhincodontidae. Gene Ontology annotation, biological process: positive regulation of DNA-templated transcription. The transcript is spliced from 5 exons. Gene Ontology annotation, cellular component: nucleus.
UUAAGAGGGGCGGUGCCCGUGUCGCUCCGUUACCAGACAUUUCUGUCCCUCAGCCCGGCGGAGAGAUGGCGAUCAAUAAACCGGGGCAGCCCGGUAACCAGAGCUUUCUGAUGUUUUACGACUAUGUGGAGCUGUCAUUCAAUAACAAGAAUGCAACAUUGGAGAUUUUCAACAGUUCAAGGAAGGGAACUGUUUACCUGUUGCCACAUCAAGUUGUCUUUUUGUCAAAAGAUCUCAAAAAGGCGCUGAAAUCCUUCACAAUGCCCCUUUCUCUGAUGAAGGAUUGUAAGAUCAAGCAGCCAAGGCUUAGGCCAGGCUACAUCAAAGGACAUAUCGAAGCUGCACCAAAUGGAGGGUGGGUAGGUUCUGCAACAUUUAAACUUACCUUUCACAAUGGAGGGGCCAACGAAUUUGGACAGUUGAUGUUACAGUUACAAGCUGACGAAAUUAAAAAGCAUGGUUUGGUUUCACCAGAUCAAAUUCAAAAACAUGAUUCCAUUUCACGAACUGAAGUUCAAAACCAUGAUUCCGUUUCACCAGAUGACCAUUGAGGAUCUGAACAAUGCUUUCCCUGGGAUCCAGCUAGACAAGAAGUAUUUCUUCUGGCUGCACAAGCCCAUCAGUGAGCUGUAAUUGUCCAUGUUCCAGCAGGGUCACUAUUGCUGCACCUAGCUAUCUCUUGUGAAAUAAAGCUAAGUUGAGUGUU